AUGAAUGCUGACUUUAAGAACGCCUUCGAAGCUCUUCAUAGUAAGGUGAAACUAGUGAACGACUUCUCAUCUGGAAAGAAACUGAAGUCUGAAGGUUUCGACAAAGAGUUAAGAGAAGUAGCACAAAAUAUGACGAAAAUAACAGAUGCAGCAACGAGACAGGCAGUUCAAAGUGCCUAUGACGCCGUUAGAGCAACUGUUGUGGAAAGUCAAGAAAAAGAGUUACAACAGACCAAAACAGACCUAGUAAAUGCUUUCUUAAAAACGAAAAGUCAGGUAGGACAUUAUGCUGCAGAUGGAACAUAUGUGCCAGCAGGUGGAACUUAUAUACCAGCUGGUGGAACUUAUAUACUAGCUAGUGGAACUUAUAUACCACCAAACCCUCCAAGAGAAGCACCUGCACCAGGACUACCUAAAACAUUUACAUCGUCACAUGGACACAGACACAGGCAUGCACCAAAACCAACACAACAACCAACACAACAACCAACAGUUCAAAACACUGCACCACAACCAACAGUUCAAAACACUGCACCACAACCAACAGUUCAAAACACUGCACCACAACCAACAGUUCAAAACACUGCACAACAACAACCACAAACAGAGCAAGGACAUAAAAGAAGUAGAGAACAAGGAAACCAAGAAUUCUUAAAAAUGCUUAAGGAAAAUUAUGGUUACCCAGAUACUCUUGACUUUAGUGACUGA
Messenger RNA from Trichomonas vaginalis G3, 708 nucleotides. RefSeq names its product protein of unknown function, DUF4106 family. The record is from RefSeq and is a predicted model, not a curated record. NCBI's taxonomy places the organism in Eukaryota, Parabasalia, Trichomonadida, Trichomonadidae. Bases 1 to 708 code for a protein of 235 amino acids. The transcript has a single exon.